Malassezia globosa CBS 7966 is the source of this 639-nucleotide messenger RNA. RefSeq lists its product as uncharacterized. The record is from RefSeq and is a predicted model, not a curated record. NCBI's taxonomy places the organism in Eukaryota, Fungi, Basidiomycota, Malasseziomycetes, Malasseziales, Malasseziaceae. Gene Ontology annotation, molecular function: ATP binding; protein kinase activity. The coding region runs from base 1 to 639 and encodes 212 amino acids. The transcript has a single exon. Gene Ontology annotation, biological process: protein phosphorylation.
AUGGAAUUUUGUGAGGCUGGCAGUAUGGACUCUAUCUACCGGCGAGUCAAGUCACGCGGUGGCCGCGUUGGAGAGAAAGUCCUGGCCAAAUUAGCCGAGUCUAUCCUCAAGGGACUCGAAUACCUGCAUCAGCGGCGAAUCAUUCAUCGGGAUGUAAAGCCGAGUAACAUUCUUGUCACGCGCAAUGGUCAGAUGAAGCUGUGUGAUUUUGGUGUGUCGGGUGAGCUUAUCAACAGUGUGGCUGGUACAUUCACAGGCACAUCGACGUAUAUGGCGCCAGAGCGCAUUAUGGGUCGUCCCUAUACCAUUACGUCGGAUGUAUGGUCUCUGGGUGUGACGAUUCUAGAACUUGCUUUGAACCGAUAUCCCUUUGCCGAAGAAGGUGAGGCGCCAAUGGGACCUAUCGAUUUGCUUUUUUUCUUGUUGAACUCGCCUUUGCCCACUUUGGAAGACACAGAGCAAAUUCGAUGGAGUCGUUCCUUGCGUGAUUUUGUUGAUCGAUGCCUGGAACGAGAUGGUGCUAUACGAGUGGCACCGUUGACCUUGCUUGCGCAUCCGCUAAUCCGUCGAGCUGAGCACAUCUCUAAUACAGACAUGGCUCGCUUCGUUGCGAGUGUUUGGAGGUGGGACUAUAAUUGA